Lingula anatina is the source of this 958-nucleotide messenger RNA. RefSeq lists its product as uncharacterized. NCBI's taxonomy places the organism in Eukaryota, Metazoa, Brachiopoda, Lingulata, Lingulida, Lingulidae. Gene Ontology annotation, cellular component: endoplasmic reticulum. Gene Ontology annotation, biological process: fatty acid elongation. Gene Ontology annotation, molecular function: oxidoreductase activity. The record is from RefSeq and is a predicted model, not a curated record.
CCUGGGAAGUACGUACAUGUACAUGUAGCAUUGCAUUUUAGCAGAGGAAAUCGUACAUUUAAGUUAACUUAAAGUACUCCUUGGGAUGCAGUCGUCUGCAAGAGAUUAUAAACCUCUUUCUGGAAAGGUUGCCGUGGUAACAGGAGCCUCUUGUGGCAUUGGUGCUGCCAUCUCUCGUCAACUGGCUGCUGCUGGUGCCAAGGUUGCCAUGGCAGCAAGGCGGGAGAACUUGUUAAAAGAAAUCCAGGAUGAAAUUUCAAAGGAAGGGGGCGGAGCUCUAGCAGUGAAAUGUGAUGUCACAAACAGAGCUGAGGUGAAGGAGCUUAUUCAGCACACAGAAAGUACCCUGGGUCCCGUGGAUAUCUUGGUGAAUAACGCGGGUAUCUGGGUGAUAAGGUGUAUGAAGAACCUUCACGAGGAGGAGUGGGAUCAACAAGUGGAUGUGAACAUCAAGGGAGUGUUGAACUGCAUUGGAGCUGUGAUUUCAGGGAUGUGUGAAAGGAAAAGUGGUCAUAUCGUCAACAUGUCAUCAGAAUAUGGAAUGAAGCCUGCCGUAGGGUUCGCCGUAUACACAGGGUCGAAGUUCUUCGUAGAGGGGAUGUCACGGACGCUUCGUCAGGAAGUUUGCAAGGAUGGUGUUCGUGUCACUUGUAUUCAGCCUGGUGAUGUUGAAACGCCCGGUUUAGCCACGACUUUGACGACAAUGGAUGAUGAGCAGUGUAAACAGCUGUACACAUACCCUUUCCCUUACCCAGUUCUGGAACCUGAAGUCAUCGCCCAGGCAGUCCUCUACGCAGUCACGGCGCCAGAUCACGUGGCCGUCAACGAGAUUCUCGUUCAGCCCAGGGAGGGCCCGCUGUAGAUAAACUUGCUUGGUAUCUAAUUAGAAAGAGAUGCAAGUAACAAGAUACCUAUUUGGGUACUAUUCUUUUGUAUUGGUUGUCAUAUUCGAGGGACU